Messenger RNA from Sitophilus oryzae (rice weevil), 2167 nucleotides. It is a transcript of the gene Pdp, whose product is annotated as pyruvate dehydrogenase [acetyl-transferring]-phosphatase 1, mitochondrial. NCBI's taxonomy places the organism in Eukaryota, Metazoa, Arthropoda, Insecta, Coleoptera, Curculionidae. The transcript is spliced from 7 exons. The record is from RefSeq and is a predicted model, not a curated record. The coding region runs from base 166 to 1701 and encodes 511 amino acids. Gene Ontology annotation, biological process: protein dephosphorylation. Gene Ontology annotation, molecular function: protein serine/threonine phosphatase activity; cation binding.
UCUAAAUUUGCUUGUCAAUAACAUAAAAAUUGUCACUAUUUUCGUAACAAACGCAGUAUUUUCCGAGUUUUUUUACGAAAUAAUGUCAAUAGUGUUCGGUAGUGUUCAACGAUUACUAGCUAUCGGAAUAUCGAAUAUCUUAGAUCGGUCAUAAAUAGCUCGAAAAUGGUAGUGGCUUAUAGGAGCCAGUAUCUCCUUAGAACUUGCAAAACUAGUUCAAUUAUUAAAACACUCUCGUUUAGACAACAAGACACUAGUGCCUAUCGUAAGAACUAUUCAAGUAUUUGUUUACAGCCGGCUCCGCUUGAUGAUUUAGCAUAUAUAAGGCUUCGGUGUCACUAUCGAAGACUGCAUUUUUCCAAGGAACCUACCAGAAGUCCCUUAACUAAACUGAGUCCACAAGAGGUAGACAGUAUACUCAGAGCGAACGAAUUUACUCAAGAAUUUAAAGAUGGUUCGGUGAAAUCGUACGACUCAAAUCAACUUCCCUCCAACAAUCCAAUAGAAGAUACAAGAUCUGAGGCUUCGUGUCUGCUCACAACAGGUCUCUUAGUGGGCGUAUUUGAUGGACAUGGUGGCGGAGCAUGCGCACAAGUCAUAGCGAAACGAUUAUUUAACUAUAUAACGGCAUGUCUGUUGCCCCACGAAAGCACUUUGCAGUAUCUUCUAACCCUGGAUCAGCCUAAACCACCAGAUUUGAUAGAAAGUUACAAUGACAAAGUACAAUUUGUAGAAGAUGUUAGGGAUAUUUAUAAGGAAAGUUUUACCAAGUUUGUCAAGGAAUUGUCUGAGGAAGGCUACAAACAACAUUUCGACAUGAGCAAGGCUAUAGAGCGGGCAUUUUUGAGGCUAGAUAACGAUCUAAGUAAAGAGGCUAUACCCGUAAAUGGGGAGAUUAAUCUAAAAACAUUAUCUGUGGCCAUGAGUGGUGCUGUGAGUUGCGUGGCUCAUAUCGACGGUCCUCAUUUGCACGUAGCAAAUCUAGGAGACUGCUGUGCAGUUCUAGGAUCUUUAUCUGAGACUGGUUCGUGGAUACCGAAAAAACUAACCGAGGAACACAACGCCUACAACCCCAUCGAAUACGACAGAGUCAUGUCGGAGCACCCGAAACAGGAGAAAGAAACUGUGAUAUCUAUGGGCCGAUUGCUAGGGCAGUUGGCACCGCUGCGAGCCAUGGGAGAUUUCCGAUUUAAGUGGAGUAAGGAAAUCAUGGUUGAUGUGGUAGCUAAAGCUUUUGGAGAACAGAUGAUACCGCCCAAUUACCAUUCGCCCCCGUAUCUUACAGCGUUGCCGGAUGUGAUUCACCAUAGAUUAACUCCUAGGGAUAAGUUUUUGAUAAUAGCGACUGACGGAUUGUGGGACUGCGUAACUCCUUUAGAGGCUGUACGGUUAGUAGGCGAACAUAUGAAAGGUAAGGUAACUCUACAGCCCUUAAAACUACCUAGAAAGAACAUGAAGCUCAGCGAAAUCAACGACAUGCUCUUGCAGCGUAAGGAAGGAUUAAAAAUCAAACCUAGGGACUCGAACGCCGCUACGCACAUUAUCAGGAACGCACUGGGUGGUACGGAGUACGGUAUAGAUCAUACGAAAAUUUCACAGUUGCUUACGCUACCUGAUGACGUAGUUCGAGUGUUCAGGGACGACAUAACCGUUACUAUAGUGUACUUCGAUACGGAAUUUUUGAGGCACUGUCCAGCGUAGUGAUAGAAAUAUUUUUUUUUUAGAAAACAAGAUAAAGAAAUAUAUUUAUUUCGUAUUUUUUGUUAUUUAAGUAGUUAGUAUAAUUUGAAUUUGCCGUUUAUAAUAUGCUGCCAAAAGUCAAAUAUAACUAGACAGAAUCACAAACUAAAGGUUGAAGUAAUUUAUUUAAAAUAUGGCCAAAACUAAAAUGUGUAUUUUAUAUCUCUGAUAAUGAAGAUAUACAGAUAUGGUCAUCGAAGAAGCGUGGUCUGGAUUUUAACGUGUAAGACAGUGAUGGCGAGACAGCUUAAUGAAAAAUUAAAUGUAUUAAAAAGAGAAAAAUAUUGAGUUGAUUUUCUCCUAUUCGGUAUUGUCGGAUUUUGCGUCAAAAUUUCAAAUCGCCUUAAUAGGCGUUUACGAAAAACGUUAGAUCUAGGGUUGGCAUUAAUUUCCACAAUAGGUCUGUUCACUAAAAAAAAUUGCACUA